Herpailurus yagouaroundi (jaguarundi) is the source of this 1879-nucleotide messenger RNA. It is a transcript of the gene B4GALNT2, whose product is annotated as beta-1,4-N-acetyl-galactosaminyltransferase 2 (SID blood group). Gene Ontology annotation, biological process: UDP-N-acetylglucosamine metabolic process; UDP-N-acetylgalactosamine metabolic process. The record is from RefSeq and is a predicted model, not a curated record. NCBI's taxonomy places the organism in Eukaryota, Metazoa, Chordata, Mammalia, Carnivora, Felidae. Gene Ontology annotation, molecular function: acetylgalactosaminyltransferase activity. The transcript has 11 exons. Gene Ontology annotation, cellular component: Golgi membrane. Bases 1 to 1518 code for a protein of 505 amino acids.
AUGUACUUUGGUACGAAUUCGGCGGAAGUAAACAUAGAGUGUGAAUUUCUACGGCUCCUCAAGAUUUCAGCGUUUCUCUUAGGCCUUGGCACUAUUGGGUUUCUGUGCGUAAGCGUGGGGCUAAGUAGGCUCACACCAGAGCUCCCUCCUUCUGCUGUGGCUGACCAGCCGCUGAAGCUUCUACCUGAGGAACGUCUCCGGAACCUCUUUACCUACGAUGGAAUCUGGCUGUUCCCGAAAAACCAGUGCAAAUGUGAAGCCCCCAAAGGGCAGGGAGGCUACAACUUCCAGGAUGCCUAUGGCCAGAGUGAACUCCCUGCGGUGAAAGCGAGGAGGCGGGCUGAAUUCGAACACUUCCAGAGGAGAGAAGGGUUGGCCCGUUCACCGCCGCUGCUGGCUCAGCCCAACCUCCCCUUUGGGUACCCGGUCCAUGGGGUAGAGGUGAUGCCCCUGCACACGGUUCCCCUCCCAGGCCUUCAGUUUGAAGGACAAGACGCCCCCUUCUAUAAGGUCACGCUGACAGCGUCUCUGGGGACCCUGAACACCCUUGCUGACGUCCCGGCCAGUGUGGUGCAGGGCAGAGGUCAGAAGCAGCUGACCGUUUCGACCAGGAACCGGCAGCUUUUGAAUUUCGUCCUCCAGCACCUGACCUACACCAGCACCGUGUACCAGCACCCCAGGGUGGAUGUGGUGAGUCUGGAGUCCAAGUCCUCAGUCACCAGAUUUCCAGUGACCAUCCGCCAUCCUGUCAUGCCCAGGUUGUAUGACCCUGGACCAGAGCGGAAGCUGAGAGACCUGGUGACCAUCGCCACCAAAACUUUCCUCCGUCCCCACAAGCUCAUGACCAUGCUCCGGAGCAUUCGGGAGUUCUACCCAGACUUGACCGUGAUCGUGGCCGAUGACAGCAAGGAGCCCCUGAAGAUUAACGACGACCAUGUGGAGUAUUACACCAUGCCCUUUGGGAAGGGCUGGUUCGCCGGUAGGAACCUGGCCAUCUCUCAGGUCGCCACCAAAUACGUUCUCUGGGUGGAUGAUGAUUUUCUCUUCAACGACAAGACCAAGAUUGAGGUGCUGGUGGAUGUCUUAGAGAAAACGGAACUGGACGUGGUGGGUGGCAGUGUGCUCGGGAACGUGUUCCAGUUUAAGCUGUUGCUGGAGCGGAGUCAGAAUGGGGACUGUCUUCACCGGAGGCCGGGCUCUUUCGGACCCCUGGAUGGCUUCCCCCGCUGUGUGGUGACCAGCGGCGUGGUCAACUUCUUCCUGGCCCACACAGAGCGACUGCAGAGAGUUGGCUUCGACCCCCGCCUGCAGCGAGUGGCUCACUCAGAGUUCUUUAUUGAUGGGCUCGGGAGCUUGCUUGUGGGGUCGUGCCCAGAAGUGAUCGUAGGUCACCAGGCCCGUUCUCCAGCGGCGGACCUGGAGAAGAUGUACAGCGCGUUCCGGACCAACACCCACGACCAGAUCCAGUUCAAGCUGGCUCUCCAUUACUUCAAGAACCAUCUCCAGUGCUCCACAUAAAGGUGCCCGAGCAUCAGGAAUGCUCUAGACGUACCCGUCGUGGGACCCAGAACAGCGGGACUGGUGCUGGGGAUACCCAAGUAUAGACUCCUGAGAAGACGGAUGUUGGAAAGAAUAAGCCAGCGGGUGGGGCAGAUGGGUCAGGCUCAGGGACGAGAAAUGCCCGUCAGAGCCUAAGGGUCGUUAGAAAGGGACCAACCCCCGAUAGGGGCAAUAGAGGCGUAUCAACAACAGUCAUUAUUUGUUUGUAGGACCCGUUACCAGUUAGGGACACACAGCAUCUCGCAUCGUCUCAUUUGACCUCACGCAAAAGAGUCCAUGGUGGGUUGUAUCCUUGGUCGAAAGAGUGGCUGCUGGGGUU